AUGGCAGAUGGAGCAGCAGCAAAAAAAAAUGUUGCUAAUGGCGGCGGCGAGCCCGCUUCAAUAGAGCGCCGUAAAAGAAGCCGCAGCGCUCCGAAAGAGCGCUGCACGCCCUAUAUUUUCCCAGUUGAAAAGAUACUGAAGAAGCGCUUUAAGGAUGGACGUCCGCAGUACUAUGUGAAAUGGACUGGAUACCAAAGUUCCAGUUACUCGUGGGAAAGCAUGGAGAACCUAAAGGGUCCGGUGUUGGCAAACUUUGAGACUGAACUGUACAAGAAGGUCAAGAAACAGAUCACUUAUGAUGAGCCAAGAGUUCGUCACGGUCCACUUGACAAGCCGAAAUUUAAUGACUCGGGCUCGAGUCCCAACAAGGACCAGAAAGAUUCUUCCCCGAAAUUGCCAAUGAAGCGUCGUCGCUUCCGCUCCUGCGAUGAUUUCUAA
Scaptodrosophila lebanonensis is the source of this 438-nucleotide messenger RNA. Its product is annotated as chromobox protein homolog 3-like. Gene Ontology annotation, molecular function: chromatin binding. Lineage: Eukaryota; Metazoa; Arthropoda; Insecta; Diptera; Drosophilidae. The record is from RefSeq and is a predicted model, not a curated record. Bases 1 to 438 code for a protein of 145 amino acids. Gene Ontology annotation, biological process: chromatin organization; negative regulation of transcription by RNA polymerase II. The transcript has a single exon. Gene Ontology annotation, cellular component: pericentric heterochromatin.